AAGCAUGACUUCAGAUGAGUCUUCUGGCAUUGCUCUGCUCAAGAGAAAUAGGGCUAAACUCUGUACGACGGAAAGUCGCCUAAAAGGUCUCUCUUUCGUUCCUCGACCAGAUGACGUGUUCAUUGCUACCUACCCCAAGGCGGGUACCACUUGGGUCCAACAGAUUGUUCAACAGCUCAGAACUCGCGGCAGCAUGGAUUUUGACGACAUCUUUGAUGUGAUACCUCGAAUCGAAAAAGCUGCCGACAUGGGAAUUGACCUGGAUGCGGAACAAGUGGCUAAGCCUCGAGCCUACAAAAUACACACUUGGUAUGAUCAUUGUCCAAAGGGGGCAAAGUGUAUUGUCGUUAUUCGAGAUCCAAGAUCUGUCGCAUCGUCUUUAUACAACUACGUGUGUGGCUGGUUGUUCCAACGUGAACAACUGGAUAUAGAGACAUUUAUCAGGGACUUCUUCCUUACACAGAGUCAGCCCACAUCAAAACUAGAGAAGGCAUCUUAUUGGCAUUUCUAUGCCUCUUGGUGGCCACAUAGAAAUGAUCCAAAUGUUCUCUGGUUGUUCUUUGAAGAUAUGCUGGAUAAUCAUCUUAGAGCUGUCAAGAAGAUUGCCGAGUUCAUCAACUGUGGUGCUGAUGAUGAUCAACUUCAUCAGUUAGUUGUUCAACAAUCCUCUCUCCAGUUCAUGAAAGAACACAUCAGUAAAUUCGAUAAUCAUACAGUACGAGCCAAGAGAAAUCAAACAAUGAAUGUAUCAGAGAGCGCGAGUGGAGCACCUCUAGUAAACGAAGGAAAAGCUGAUUCAUACAAGACACAAUUGUCUUCCAAAGCUAUCCAGGCAAUAGAUGAUAAGUGGAAAGUCAUGGAAGAAGCAACUGGAUGCGGCUCUUAUUCUGACCUUCGAAAGCAUUUUGGCACGACUGAAUCACCAUAAAUCAUGUGAUCUCGAGUUGCCAAUGUAGUUAAGAGAUUUUUCGUUCUUGUAACUUAGCUUCUACCACAGGUUUGCUCUGUUGCGUUGUUUACUGAUAGUUACAAGAUAGCUACAGUUUUAACAAUUACAAACAUUUCCAUGAUGCAGAUAAUGGCCGAGAUUAUCCAAUCAUUAUUGUAAAAUAUAAAAUACCAUACAUGU
Messenger RNA from Corticium candelabrum, 1129 nucleotides. RefSeq names its product sulfotransferase 1 family member D1-like. Gene Ontology annotation, cellular component: cytoplasm. The record is from RefSeq and is a predicted model, not a curated record. Bases 5 to 928 code for a protein of 307 amino acids. Gene Ontology annotation, molecular function: sulfotransferase activity. The transcript has a single exon. NCBI's taxonomy places the organism in Eukaryota, Metazoa, Porifera, Homoscleromorpha, Homosclerophorida, Plakinidae. Gene Ontology annotation, biological process: sulfation.